CUUCUGGCGUAGCUCAUGGCGUUCGGGCUGUUGGUCGGCGAGGCCUUGGUGGCGGGAGGCAUCCUCGCGGCCUCGUUUGUGCCAGAGAAGACGUGGCGGAGGCUGAAGGAGAGGCUGGGCCUCUUGUGGCGGGGUAUGCGCUCACUCACGUUCGUCCACAGGGCAGGGCGUGGCCGCAUGUGUCCUCGCUUGCUUGUACGGACCUAUGUAUGUGUGAUUGUUUGAUGCCCCCCCCCCCCAUUCAGGCCUGCCCGAGAAGGUGGACAAGGAGGUCCAGUGCCCUGACGUCGCACGACGUCAUUCCUUCCCAUCGUCUCGGGGGAGCCCCGCUGGACAGGUCGGGGCGGCUCCGGCGGCGAUGCAAGACGGAAACACCCAGACAGGUGGGCGAGCGAGUGGGUGGUAUUCUCAAGCCGAGUGAACACACGGACUCCCACAUGUGGUUGGUGUCCAUGUGUGUGUGCUUUAUAAUACAGAGGGAGAUGCCGUCGUGUCUGGCCACCAAGGAGUGUCAGCCGCCGAUAAGAAGAAGCGGGUCGCGCACCUCAUGAUUCAAAGGCUGAGGCAGGUCAGUCCGUGGUUGCACCCAUGAAAAAUACAGUUACCGAAUAAAUGCGGAGUAUCUGUGUGGCUGCCUUUCUCUGCCUGUGUCAGGAGGUGCGAGACGUCAGCAAUUCUGUCGGUGUGUCGCGUCCCCGGCCAUCCCCAGCCCCUGAGCACCAGGAGCAACACCCGGAGAGUUGCGGACCCCUCAGCCCAGCAGGUGAGCCACCGACCGAGACUUAAACCCAAUCAUUGUUAUGCUGGUGGCAUCCAUGUGUUGCUGCAGGCUCAGACACCAGCAGUGAUCAAGGGCCUUUGGCUCUCGUACAACCCCCGCCCACUCGGCCUCUCGCCACCACACUCUCAUCAGCGUUUCGCGGCAAGUUUGCUGCUACCGCGGGUCCCCCUGCACUCAUGUCGCCCCUGCGCGGCGGCGUCACGCCUACCGGCCAUCGUGCUGCUCACAUGGAGACGGCGCACCAGCGGCAAGCCCAGCCGAAGAUCCUACGUCCAACACGAGCAGCGGCGGCUGGCAGUGGAGAUUCUGGGACGUCUGUGUUGCCGCUGCGACGGGGGUGGGAUGCAGGGGGGAUGAGGACACCCAGCAGUGGGGGGAGUGAGCAUGGCACGUAUCUGCCGCCACCACUGAUCCCAGCGGAAAAGAUGAUGCCGAGUGGCCACAGUGCUGAUCCCUACAGCAAGCUUCACGUCCAGCCGGAGAUGGCGGCAGCCGCGGCGGCCAGCAGUGGGGACACGUUCAGGCCCUCCUUCGCGCCAAGACGUGGGUGGGACGGAGGGGGGCUGAGGACGCCCAGCAGCGGGGGUGCAUCCGAGUUUGAGGCCGAUGAUGGAGGUAGGUAGGAUGGAUACACAAUGAGGGGGCGGGGAGGGGUACGUACAUACCGCUUCUCUUCUCGUUUGUGUGUGUAUGCUGGCAGGCACGCGUGGUGGUGCGGCUGGGGCUGACAGCCUCGGGCUGGGGGUUGGUGGGCUGCCACCCUGGAUUCAUCCACAGCAGUAUCGCCCACCGCAGCCCUUCCUCGGCCGCAUCGUCCACCGCGGUGUCAGCUCAGGCUUCGACUUACAGCGAGUGUUUUUCGGACAUCCUCCCAGGACCACCAGCAGCAGGAAGAGUGGCGGCGGGGGCAACGAGCCGACUCUCGCCAGUCAGCCUGAGGAGUAUGCAGCAGCGGCCGCGAGUGGGGCGGGAAGGCGAUUCCGCAUCGACAGCGGUGAGUGAGUCACUCGUGAAGAAAGAUGGGAGGUAUGAAUGUACAUUGAUUGUGUGUUGUGUCGUGUUGUGUGUGGCGCCUCAGGUGAGGGUCGUCAACACAGCAGCAGCAGCGGUCAAGGCAGCGUGCUCGGCAGCCACGAGCUGAGCUCUCGUGAGAGCGGGCCACAGCCAAGUCGGGGGCCCUUACGAUCUCCACUGGGCGUCCAGCUGAUCGAUGACGACGGAGACAGUCACAGCGGUGAGUGAGUCACUCAGCCACAACGGGGUCAGUCAGAUGGGGGGAGAGAGAUGCCGCCAGUCGCAGGUCAUGGUAUGACACUUCAGGCGGCCCCACCGUGUCUGAUGACGACAGCGAUGGCGGAGAGGUCAUGAUAUGGAAGAGGCCAGAGGUUGACGCCAGACAUUCGGAGCGGCAGCAGCAGGAGGAAAGCGAUGACAGCAACACGAGCGUCAUCCCGCAGGCCAGCCAGCAGCAGCAGACAGUUGGUGUGGGAACGGCCGUGGGGCAAGCUGGGGAUGAUGCGAGGGUGCGACGUGAGAGGGUUGUCCCAAGAAGGGGGUCCGGGUGAGGGAGGGAGGGAUGGGGAGCUUCGCUGAUUCUCAAGAAAGAGACUUUCCUUUGGGGGUUGGUGGGAUCAGUGCUGGCUGUGACUUGCUGCUGGACUGUGGUGCUGUGUAUGUCCUAUUUUCAGCUGACCUAAGUGAGUGCAGUGGUGUUAGCAUGUGACCUGACUGUUGCUGAGGAAGAACAUUGGGCGCAGUGAGGGCUACAUGGACGCUGUGCAUGCACCUGUCUCUUAUAAGGAGCGGGUGUGUGCGACGGGUGGGUGUCUGGCUGCGAUUGAGACAUUGCUUGCAAGGGAUGGGGGACUGAGGACUUGAUGGUAUGUGGGAUAGACAUGUCAGGUGCCUGUACGUACGUUGGUUCAGUAAGGCUGGCUACUGGAAUCCCAUGGAUUUGUCCCGUCUCAGUCAAAAAUCCGCAUGAGAUGAC
Molecule: messenger RNA, 2771 nt
Organism: Vitrella brassicaformis
Lineage: Eukaryota; Vitrellaceae
Source: the annotation of a GenBank genome assembly